AUGUCUCUGCAGGCGCUGGGUUGGCUGAGCUCCAAACUUGGCAUUAACAUUGACGGUCGCGCAGAUGCAGAGGAAAGGACUGGGUCAACUGCCUCCUCCUCCCCCUCUUUCCAGCGCCUGUCCAGUGCUGCCAUGACGUUUGAUAUGUGUCUGCACAAAAUUAAUGGUGCGUUGUUUGGUUGCGACAGUGAGUUCGGCAGUGGCGGUGAGAACAAUGUCUUCACCCGUAGAAGCGGCGUUGGUGGAACUAGCGGUGGAGACGAGGUGGAGCUGGAUGAGAACGGCCUCCCCCUUACAAGGAACUGGUACUACUUUGAUAAGCAGUUGAACCGCUGGAACGUAAGCCCUGAUGCCCCCGCGCAAAUUAAAGAGGAGUAUGAGCGUAGGCUGAAGGAGGAAGACGACGAGCGAGAGGGGCGAAACAUUCUUCCGCCACCGCCGCCGCCGCCGCCGCCGCCACCGCCUCCGCCUCCACCACCAGUCCCUUCAUUCGCACCCGCAAUGCCGUCUGUGCUGGGGGAGCAUCCCUCCAUGUAUCAGGGAUGCAACACCUUUUCACCUGGAGGGCCGCCAUCGCACGAGCAACAGAGUUCGUAUUCUCAAGGGUUAUUUGGCACCCAACCGCUAACGGGGUCUUCGCUUCACCGACCGCAGUACGCCAUGCCAACCUACUUUGAGCUGAGUACUCCUGCGCUGCAUGUAUCGACGACACACCCAUCCACACCGCACCAAUCUACGCACCAGCACCCACAACCACAAUUCCAGCCCCAGCCAGGGAAGGACUUUUAUACACACCCAUAUCAAAACCAGGGGGGAUACACGCAGUUUCUUCAGCAUCAGCAACAACAACAGCAUGAACAAGGAGGACAAUAUCAACAACAACAACAAACACUACAGCCGCACGCCGUACAGCCCUUACCAACAACGGGUUAUGUUAUGGGCGAUCAGAAUCAGUUUUUUUCGCCUUCACUUCAUGAUUCGAUGCCGGGAUGUUCGGUGCAGUACCCUUCCUGA
Messenger RNA from Trypanosoma rangeli, 1014 nucleotides. RefSeq lists its product as uncharacterized. The transcript has a single exon. Bases 1 to 1014 code for a protein of 337 amino acids. Lineage: Eukaryota; Euglenozoa; Kinetoplastea; Trypanosomatida; Trypanosomatidae. The record is from RefSeq and is a predicted model, not a curated record.